AUGCCACCUAAAGCAAGCGGAAAGGCAGUGAAGAAAGCUGGGAAGGCCCAGAAAAACAUCAGCAAGACCGACAAGAAGAAGAAACGCAAGAGGAAGGAAAGCUAUGCCAUCUACAUCUACAAGGUAUUGAAGCAAGUACAAGUCGAUUGGGCUGAAGUAGCGACUUCCGCAGUGUUGUACUGCAACUCAGCUACGGAAUUGGGAAUACCGAUGCAUCAAAGACAGAAAGAUCAGAGUAGUUCAGACUUCGAGAGAAGCAACAUUACGAUUAGAAAAAGAUCAGUUAAGGGUAACAUAUACAGUGAAGAAUAUUCCGUUACAGAAUAUGAUUGA
Molecule: messenger RNA, 333 nt
Organism: Cephus cinctus (wheat stem sawfly)
Lineage: Eukaryota; Metazoa; Arthropoda; Insecta; Hymenoptera; Cephidae
Product: histone H2B-like
Exons: 2
Coding region: 1-333 (110 amino acids)
Molecular function (GO): protein heterodimerization activity
Source: RefSeq, a predicted model, not a curated record